AUGUCUUCAGAUAAGUCGUCUGCUUUAUCAACAGUUGAGCCAGUGCUUGCUCCCUUAAAAGCUCCGGCUGUUGUGCCUACUGGUGUAGAUUUAUACGCUCGUUUUGCUUUCUCUGGUGCAGUAUGUUGUGGUGUGACGCAUGGUGCUCUGACACCAGUUGAUGUGGUGAAAACACGUAUGCAGCUGGAUUCUGCCACCUACAACAAAGGCAUGAUUGAUUCCACACGUAAAAUCAUCCGAAAUGAAGGUGUAGCAGCACUUGCCACUGGCUUAGGACCCACAUUUGCCGGUUAUUUUUUACAGGGUGCCUUCAAAUUUGGCGGGUAUGAGUUUUGGAAAAAAACCAUGAUCGAUAUUCUUGGAGUGGAAACAGCCACUGCAAAUCGUACUGCUGUGUAUCUAGGAUCCGCCGCUAUCGCGGAAUUCUUUGCCGAUAUUGCAUUAUGUCCUUUAGAGGCUACUCGUAUUCGGUUAGUAUCGCAACCUAAUUUCGCUUCAGGCCUUGCAAGUGGUUUUGCUCGUCUUCUUAGGGAGGAAGGUGUUAUGCGUGGAUUUUAUUCAGGAUUUGGACCAAUUUUAUUCAAACAAAUUCCAUAUACGAUGGCUAAAUUUGCAGUUUACGAAAAGACUGAAGUAGUAUAUAGCGUCAUCCAAACUCCAAAAAGUGAGCUUGCUGUAUCAACCAAUACUGCUAUCAAUCUUGGCUCUGGUCUUGUUGCUGGUCUCGCUGCAGCAGUAGUAUCGCAACCAGCGGACACCCUACUUUCCAAGAUUAACAAACAAAAGGGUACACCAGGGUCUGUUACUUCUCGGCUCAUUAAAUUGGCACAGGAACUUGGACCACGAGGACUAUUUCUGGGUCUUGGUGCUCGUCUUGUUAUGGUUGGAACUUUAACAGCUGGGCAAUUCGCCAUCUAUGGUGACAUCAAACGUAUACUUGGUGCAACAAACUCCGUGGAACUUGUCCGUGUAACCAAUUAA
Ambispora gerdemannii is the source of this 981-nucleotide messenger RNA. NCBI's taxonomy places the organism in Eukaryota, Fungi, Glomeromycota, Glomeromycetes, Archaeosporales, Ambisporaceae. The record is from the annotation of a GenBank genome assembly.